ACCGGACCCACCGUGUCAUUGCGUGCCAAAAGCGGGGAGAGCACGGGGGGGGCAUAGAAUUAUAGAUGUGGGCACGCGUGUGUGUGACCCCACCACGCUCCCCCCGCUUUUGGCACACGAUAGCAAAAAGGUUAGCCAUCAGUGUCCUAGAUGGUCAAGGGACUAGUUUUUUCUCAACAUGGUACCCUCCAGAAUAGCCUAUAUCAGUGUUGGCGAACCUUUUCGGCACCGAGUGCCGAAAUAGGAGCAUGCGUGGGCACGCGGAGGAGCAUGUGUUAACUGUGACUUUAUGGCAGAUUCAUUCAUGGUAAAAAAAACCACCAUGAUUUACUCAAUUAACUUUGAACCAGAAGCUGGAGACUGACAACACACUAAGGCAGAAAUCUGAUUGGUUAGUUGGGAAUUAACCAGAUUUUCCACUUCAAAGCUGGCUGGAAGUGGAGUGGAUUUUAACUUUCUAGCGUAUUGGUUUUCAUGCAGAUUUUAAUAGUGAUUUUUGUCUCAAUGAGAUAUGCAAGUCACUGAAUUUUUUUUUAUCACUCAGUGAAUUUCUGUUGAGUACUUAUCCACUAACCUAAGCAUUCUUUACUUAGCUUUACCCAGAGAAGUAGAGCUAUUCCUUGGGUGUUGAAAGCUACAGAAAAAAGAUAAGUCAUUUAACCCUUUAUGGGAAAGUCUUGGCUGGAGCUUGUUGCAUUGGAGUCAAUGAACUUCUCUUAUGAUGGCAUUGUCAUACUCACAGGCAGUCACACAGGCUAGCCUUAUGGCCCCUCACUCACGUACUAACAGUCCAACAUCCUCUGUCUGAUUCAGGCGACAUUUUUGACCUUUUGUUUCCCUUAAGGACUGGGUUCCUUCUUAUCUACCUCCCUGAAGGAAUCUUUUAGACCAGGGGUCUCCAACCUUGGCAACUUUAAGCCUGGAGGACUUCAACUCCCAGAAUUCUCCAGCCAAUGAGCUGAAGUCCGCCAGGCUUAAAGUUGCCAAGGUUGCAGACCAGAGAUGGUAUUCAGCAGGUUCUGACCAGUUCUGCAGAACCGGUAGCGGAAAUUUUGAGUAGUUUGGAGAACCGGUAAAUACCACCUCUGAUUGGCCCCGCCCACAUCUAUUCUUUCUGUGCCUCCCGAGUCCCAACUGAUCGGGAGGAAAUGGGGAUUUUGCAGUAUCCUUCCCCUGGAGUGGGGUGGGAAUGGAGAUUUUACAGUAUCCUUUCCCUGCCACGCCCACCAAGCCAUGCCACGCCCACCAAGCCAUGCCACGCCCACCAAGCCACGCCCACAGAACCGGUAGUAAAAAAAAAUUGAAUCCCACCACUGUUGCAUCCCACUAAAAUCCUGUUUUAGACAAAGAUUCCUGGCUUUUUAUCCUCUCUGUUUAUCCUCUCAGGCAUCUGCUUCAUUUUUUUUGUAUGUGUCAACCUAGUCUCACAAUAUGAAAGCAAGUUUCUCAUUGUAGUUGAAUGCUGGGCUCAUUUCUGAAAAGUCAGGCUUGUUUCCUUUAGACCAGGGGUCUUCAAACCUGGGAACUUUAAGACAUGCUGGCUGGGGAAUUCUGGGAGUUGAAGUCCACAAGUCUUAAAGUUCCCAAGUUUGGAGACCCCUGCUUUAGACCAACUAUAGCUACUUAAAGUCCUGUGGAUUUCAACUCCCAGAAUUCCUGAGCCAGCAUAGAAUUCUGCUUUAGAUGUGCAAAGAUUUUGAUUCCCCCCCCCCCCCAGACAUCUCAAAAAAAACAAAGUUUAAAUGCUUGGGAUCAUCUCAGGUGUCCUUUGUAAAAAGCCAUACAAGUUUUGGAAAACUUGUCCAGGUGGGACAGGCUACUCAAAAGCUCUUGCAUCCCACCCCUGUAUCCUCCCUCCCUCUCUGAGUUUUAACUCCUCCCAUUUCCUCUGUGGGAGGGGUUUUUUUUUUUUUAUCCGGUGGGCUCCACCCAUUAGACAAAUAGCCAUUCCCAAGCCUAAAGGCCCUUCAGUCUUUCCUUGGCUGUCUUCCUGGAGGAGAGAGAGGAGAAUAAAGCCUCGUCUAAUGGCAGAGAGAAGGAGAGCAAGAAUAGCUGCCCAGGAAGAUCUCUUCCAGCUGCUUACUAAUCCUGCUAAUCAACUGCUAAACAACAGUAACCACGAUGAUGAGGAUGAGGAUGAGGAUGACGAAGAAGAGCAUGAAGGCAUGGAAGAGUUGCGGCCAGGUACCUCUCAAAGUGCGCCCAGAAGGGUCAAGCCCUUGACGAGACGGGAAACUCCCAAGCAGCCAAAGAUCAUUCCAGUGGUGAAGAAGGACAAAGCCACCCAGCGUGGACACGCCUUGAAAAAAAGCCUUGAGAGACGUUGCUCAGAUUGUACGAGGACCCUUCAUUCCGCCGGCAGAGGGCGCCAGAGGAGCGAAGCCAACGCCGCUCGGGAGAAACCGUUCCAGUGUAGCGACUGUGGGAAAUGCUUCAUCUGGAGCUCCCACCUAGAGCGCCAUCGGCGGAUGCACACGGGAGAGAAGCCCUUCAAAUGCCUCAACUGUGGGGAAGCUUACAGCCAGAACUUCCACCUCUUGCAGCACAGCUGUGCCCAGCUGAUCGAAAAGCCCUUCAAGUGUCCUGAGUGCGGGAAACGCUUUGCCCAGAGCUCAGCCCUGGAGAACCAUCAGAAGGGCCAUACUGCAGAGAAGCCCCAUAAGUGCUCGGACUGUGGGAAAUGCUUCAUCUGGGCUUCCCAUCUGGAGAGGCACCGGCGGGUCCAUACCGGAGAGAGGCCUUUCAAGUGCCCUGAGUGUGGAGAGUCGUACAGCCAGAGUGCCCAUUUGGCCAAGCACCGGCGUAACCACAUGGGCGAGCGCCCUUACAACUGCCCUGCCUGCUGGAGAAGCUUUGCACAGAUCUCUGAGCUGGAGGAACACAAGAAGACCCAUCUGGGCUGCGAGGACUGUGGCAAGGUCUACCGGAGUCGGCAGACACUGAUGCGACACCAGCGGGGACACCACCGCGAGCGCACCCAUCUCUGUGAAGAGUGUGGGAAAGGGUUCGUGUGGGCCUCCCAUCUUGAGCGCCACCGUCGGGUGCACACUGGGGAGCGCCCGUUUCCCUGCCCUAUCUGUGGGGAGAAGUUCGCCCAGAAGGUCCACCUCCUUCAUCACAACAAGACUCAUUCUCAUACCCGGCCCUAUAAAUGUGGAGACUGCGACAAAUGCUUUGGGGACAGCUCUGCUUUCCUAGCUCAUCAGCGGGGUCACGCCAUGGAGAAGAACCACAAGUGCCAGUAUUGCUCCAAAAGCUUUGCCUGGAGCUCCCACUUGGAAAGGCAUCAACGUAUCCACACGGGAGAGAAACCCUACAAAUGCCCCAAUUGUCCUGAGCACUUUAGCCAGACUUCCCAGCUCUUCAAGCAUCAGCGCAGUCACCUAGGCAAGAGGCCCUACAAGUGCAGUGAAUGUGGGCGCAGCUUCAGCACCACCCUGGAAGUCCUCAUCCAUCAGCGGACCCACUUUGGGACCAAGCCCUUCCGGUGCUCCAGCUGUGGGAAGGGGUUCACCCGCCGAGCCAACCUGCUCAAGCAUCAAAGGUGCCAUGUUAAGGAUUCCCCUAAGGAACAUUUAAUUGAACUGAAAUAUGAAGGCAAUGGGUUCUCCAGUAUUUAACAGUUGAAGACCCCUGCAAGAAAAGGCCAUUGCCGAUGUUCUGAGGUUGUGGAGACUCCAGUUCUUGUUCAGCUCUUGCAACAGGACCCGAUGCUAUGAACAUGGUGGGAGAGAAGAACGUUUUAGGAAAUGUCUAGGACAGUGGGAAGCUCACGGAAAAGCCUUGGUGGUGAGGUAUGGCUGCCACCAGCAUAUGAAAGAAGACCUGUCAAGAAGACCAGUAAUAACCAUGUCCAUUGGCGAUGAGGAUCCUGAUUUAAGAGUCCACGCGGAUGACUUUAUUUCACAUUUAGUUGAUACUGUACAUAUCAAUGUGCCCCAAGGUUGGGGGAAAAGCUUUAUUUACUGUUCAUCUUUACGUUCAGUAACCUUGCCUCAGAUAGACCAAUUCUCUCCCCUCACAAUCCCCCCCCCCGUUUUUUUGAAACUCUGGAUAAUGAAGCUUUAACAAAUGCUAAAGACUGACCUCCAGACCUUAAUAUGCCUGACUGAGACUUUAGUAAAUGCUGUGGAAAUCUGCAUGGGGGCCUGAAAACGAGCAUUUCUAAGCCUCUUGAAUGUGGAGAAAAAGCUUUAUUGACUAAAGAACCUAAACAUCUGAGGCUUUGUGCUGGCCAAUUGUAUUUUAGUGAAUACCAUAAUUAGAUGGUACUGUAGUACCUGAAUAUCUAGAGACUAUCUUAAUAUCAAACUAUUCAAUUCUUGAUACAUUGUUGGGGACGGGACGGGACACUACAUGGAUAAAAACCUUCCCUAUUUUUUCUUGGCUCUUAGAAUCCUAGCUGUUUAGUUUCUACUUAACUAGUUUGGAGAGAGAUUACCUGCACCCAGAAAUAUUUCGAUUUCUUUUCCAGCAUUAACUAGAGAAACACUUGACUCUCCUGUAAUUAUGUGGAGUGUUGGUUUAAUGAGUCCCAGUCCACCAGGUAAACUUGGUUUUGGUGCUUUAACCUGGGUGUUCUUGAUAGAUUGGUCACAGCGGUUCGUUCUUAUGCAGGGAAGUGGGAUCUGCUUAACCAAGAUAAUGGAGGGGGAUAUCGGUUCAUUUGGGUUGAGAUGGCCAAAAGGAUGGAGGGUAGACAAUAGAUAGGUUCCAGAAGAAUCCAGAUACAGGAACGAGGAACACAUUUGUGGAUAGUCUAUGGCUGAUGGAAGAAGUCAGAAUUCAGAGCCUUUCGUUUUUUAAGAAAAUUAGAAGCCGUUUCAGGCAUUGAACCUGGGUCAGCUGCGUAAUUUUUGUUUCAGAAUUAUGGGUGACAUGUAUGAAGGGCCUAUUGAGGAGGUGUUGACAAACAGCACCUUGUGGUUAUAAAAAGGAAAGCAACAAGGAUACCCAGAAAUUUUGGAUUGACGCGACUGUAAGGGGAAAAAGAAGCAGAACAUUGAACCUAAUCUCGAGAAGAGCAGGCUAGAAAUAUAACGAAAGAGCACAAAAAUUCAAUGGGAGGGAGGCCGUGCAAAGUUAACCUCUAGCAUCUAUCCCUGGAGCAUGAUGUCCCUAGAAUUGGGGAAGAGAGAUGGAAAAAGGCUUUAGUGAAACCUGAAGAAGCUUGGGGUUCGAGAAAACAUGCUUGAGAAGAUAGGUGAUUGCUGAUGGAGGCUAUGGAAAGUGAAGGGAGGGGGGAUGGGUGGGAGGGGCCACUCUUGAGUUCUGAUAGCCAGUGAAGUCUGUAAGGCUAUAAUGAAAAUGGAGGGAGGGUUGUCUUUCCAGUUGCUGAGGUUGUGAAUUGUUAUUUAUCCAGCUGCUGUACUUUCCUCAAAUUCUACCUCAGAUUUGUGUUCCAGAUGAUUUAACUGGAAGAAUCCAUCUUGCCCUUCACACACUAUCACAUGCUUACUGAAGAGAUGCUCACAGAAGACUGGAAGCCUGGCCUUGGGGAGAAUUUGGAGUUACUGCAAACAUGCUGUGAUUCUGCACAUCCACAAUACUCUCUGAAACACCAAAUCAGAGGAUUAAUAUAGAUGGAUGAUGUAUUAGUAAAAGGUCUUGUAACCCUGUCUCUUUCCCAUCCUAUUUGCCUGUGCUUCCCAACCAAUUUCCUUUGUUUUACUCUCAUGUUUCCUUCAAAAGUUCAUUUGCUUUAUUGCUUUUGAGGUACCUGUUUGACAUGAUAUGCUUCUCUUGAUUUUGCUCUUGUCCUAUUCCCCCGAUUUUUUUCUGUCUAAAGCAAACAUUUUUCUGUUUUAGGGCCCCUUUCCCCAACUGACUAAUAGAGAUGAAAAAGUUUCUAAUCUCUGAUUUUCUUUGUUGAUGGUUAGGAGUAAUCAAGUAAAAAAAUUGUAGCAUU
This is a messenger RNA of Pantherophis guttatus, 5908 nucleotides long. NCBI's taxonomy places the organism in Eukaryota, Metazoa, Chordata, Lepidosauria, Squamata, Colubridae. The record is from RefSeq and is a predicted model, not a curated record.